UAGGAACAGGAUCGAUGUCCUGGAACCAAACCUGGCGUCUCCACGCGUCGGUCAUCCGACGGCCCGUCCUGCUUGAUCUUUAAAAGACCGAGCCCCUACCGCUCAACCACUCAAAGGGCUCCAGGGUUUCUUCUCGCCUGGUAGAUAUAUGGGGCCGAAGCUGGAGUGAUUUUUUGCAGAUCGAAUGAGACCUCGCGGUUGAAUCGGGACCCGAGUGCGCCGGAGGAACUUCGAUGGUGUGUUUCUGCUUCCUGGUGGACCAGGAGAGGAAGGUGAGGCGGAGCAAACCGGUGGCGGGGACGUGCUCGCGGUGCGGCCGCGGGGCCAGCGUGGCUGACAUGAAGACGGCGACGCGGUUCUGUUACGUCCCGUUCUACUGGAAGUCCUGGAAGGCCGUCAUCUGCACCUUCUGCGGUGCGGUUCUCAAGUCUUAUAGAUGACUUCUGCGCGCAUGAUCUUGUGGCUCUUUUUUUCGUGUUUCGUUUUCUUUUCUUUUAUUGACGAAAAUAAUGUGUUUGUUCCUCUCAUAUAAGCAAGACAGAUUUAACAUGCGCGUUUUUAGGAAAUUGGGUGGGGAUUGGUUGUUUCAAAUAUCGAUCAGUAACAGAGGGAGGGGUUUGGAUAAGUGAAGGUGUGCUGAUGAGGUUCUUCUGCUGUUUUUAGCUGACUUUGCAAAUAGACUAAGUUAUGAACAGAUCCUUAUAUGAUAAUGAACAUUUUAUGAUGUUUUUUCUCCUCCUCCUCCUCCUCCUCCGUCGAGACUCUUUCUCCUAUGGUGGCGCAGGCCUUUCCCUUUUUUUUCUCCGAGCCCGUGUGUUCUUUCUCUUCCAUCUUUUAACCCCGUGAGCUGCACAUUAUUUUCUGUUCUUCGCGGCAGAUACCGCCGUGAAAAUUGCCAUGAGAGAAGGUAGAGAGUCGUGUCUAUCUUGUGAAAGUGGAGCUUUGGGGUGCACAUCAUGCGGAAGAGUGACGUACCCUCCUCCACAGAGCAUUCCGCGCCAUCACCAUUGCCGACAGAGAGUGAUGUUUUCUUUGGCCACCGACCAGAGAUUGAUUCCUGCGUGUUUUUGAUGCAUUGGUGCCGGUCCUAUAUAACCCAUGAUAUUAAUGAGAAUAGCCCUUGCGCAACCAA
Messenger RNA from Eucalyptus grandis, 1132 nucleotides. RefSeq lists its product as uncharacterized. The record is from RefSeq and is a predicted model, not a curated record. Bases 234 to 440 code for a protein of 68 amino acids. NCBI's taxonomy places the organism in Eukaryota, Viridiplantae, Streptophyta, Magnoliopsida, Myrtales, Myrtaceae. The transcript has a single exon.